AUGCGGAGGGUCGAUUCUUUUGUUGUUGUUGUUGUUACUUUUCUUUGGAAAAAGCCUGAAAAUUACUUGCAAGCUGGGUCAAAUUCAGCACAUAAAUCUGAGAGCAAUAAGGUCUCCCACAUCCCCAAGGUGUCUUUGCUAAUGCUGAUGUGGAAGCAGAAAUGCAGCAUGUGCUGCUUGUUGGCCUAUAGAAGUGAUCACAAUGAGACAAGGAAGAUAAAUUGCAGUGAGAGGAUGACGUGGAAGUAUUCACCUGACAGUGACCCUGCUCUUUGCAUUUACCCUGUGAACUUUGGUGAAGAGGGAAAUUACACCUGUGAAAUUGCCAGCAGCAGCACAGGGAAUGUUCUUUCUUUAUCUUUGCUGACUGUGGUAGAACCCCCAAAACUGACUCUGACCUCUGACAAGAGCAGGGUAGCUGUCUGUCAAGCUGUAUUGGCAUCUGCUGGAAAGCCAGCUGAUGAAAUCUCCUGGAUCCCUGCAAGUAAUUACAGCACUGAGGAAGAAGUCUAUCAGCCCAGUGGAACAGUGACCAGAGUGAGCUCCAUAGGCUGGGUCAACAGGAUGCUUCCCAUGGCAUUUCCCAACAUCACCUGCCUAGCUGCCCACCCAGCUACAAACCAAACUCUGUCCCUAGACCUGUCACAUAAAUGUCAUUGUUCUCUAAUUGCUUUUCAUCAUGCUUUUGGGCUUCUUUGUGCUGCUCUGUGCAGCUGUUCCCACUGA
Molecule: messenger RNA, 726 nt
Organism: Dryobates pubescens (Downy woodpecker)
Lineage: Eukaryota; Metazoa; Chordata; Aves; Piciformes; Picidae
Product: cell surface glycoprotein CD200 receptor 1-like
Exons: 5
Coding region: 1-726 (241 amino acids)
Biological process (GO): regulation of neuroinflammatory response
Cellular component (GO): external side of plasma membrane
Molecular function (GO): signaling receptor activity
Source: RefSeq, a predicted model, not a curated record